UAAAUUUGCUUGCUCACUGUUCUGCUUCUCUAGCCUGGCGCUCUCCUCGCGGUUUUCUCCCUCCCCUCAAGUUCGAUGUGUUCUGCACUCCGAUCUCAGUGCGGGAGACGGCAUAGCUAAACAUGGCGUCGGACGGAAUGAUUUUAACAAACCACGACCACCAAAUUCGAGUCGGAAUCCUUACGGUGAGUGACAGCUGCUUCAGGAACCUAGCUGAAGACCGCAGUGGCAUCAACCUCAAAGACCUUGUCCAUGAUCCCUCUCUGCUCGGAGGAAUAAUCUCUGCAUACAAAAUAGUCCCUGAUGAAAUAGAUGAGAUCAAGGAAACCCUGGUGGACUGGUGCGAUGAAAAGGAGCUCAACCUCAUCUUGACCACCGGAGGGACUGGCUUUGCCCCACGUGAUGUCACCCCCGAGGCCACCAGAGAGGUCAUUGAGAGAGAGGCUCCAGGAAUGGCCUUGGCUAUGCUCAUGGGAUCUCUCAAUGUCACACCACUGGGCAUGCUGUCCCGGCCGGUCUGUGGCAUCAGAGGCAAAACCUUAAUCAUUAAUCUGCCUGGAAGCAAGAAAGGGUCACAGGAGUGUUUUCAGUUCAUUCUGCCGGCGCUGCCGCACGCCAUCGACCUGCUGCGGGACGCGGUGGUGCGGGUGAAGGAGGUGCACGACGCGCUGGAGGACCUGCCCUCGCCACCGCCACCACUCUCCCCGUGGCCCGCGCCCGGCUUGGGCAGUCCGCCCCGGCAGACCGAGGACAAGGGCGUCCAGUGUGAGGAGGAGGACGAGGAGAAGAAGGACAGCGGCGUGCCGUCCACCGAGAACAGCGCCUCCUCGCACAUCACUGCCGCCGCCAUUGCCGCCAAGAGCAUGAAGUUUUACCCCAAUCACGCUGUUGUCAUGGCAAAGGGUGGCCAGCACACGCUCGGCCUCCUCCCCCCUCCCCCCAAACAUUUCACCUGUUCCUGUGGCGACCAAUCCCGGGACUCCAUCAUCUCUCGAGGUGUCCAGGUGUUGCCACGGGAUACGGCCUCCCUGAGCACGACGCCAUCCGAGUCUCCCCGCGCGCAGCCGUCCCGCUUCUCCACCGCCUCCUGCCCCACCCCCCAGGCACGGCUUCCCUCCAGCUCAUCCACCUGUAGUAUGUCUGAGGCCUCUCGGAGAGAGUUCAGGGCACACAUGGAUGAGGUCAUCACGCUCAAGUCAAGGUACUCUACCUUGGACCAGCUCCACUCUAGGUUGGCGGGCCUCCGAGAUGAUCGGCGGGGCCAUAGGACCUACGACUCGCGAGUGCAAUCUCGCUGUAGCAGCAAAGAGAACAUAUUGCGAUCCAGUCACAGUGCGGUGGACAUCACCAAGGUGGCGCGCCGACACCGCAUGUCCCCCUUCCCGCUCACUUCCAUGGACAAGGCCUUCAUCACGGUGCUUGAGAUGACCCCUGUGCUUGGCACUGAGAUCAUCAAUUACAGAGAUGGCAUGGGCCGCGUCCUGGCUCAGGACGUAUAUGCCAAAGACAACCUGCCCCCGUUCCCCGCCUCGGUCAAAGAUGGCUACGCUGUCAGAGCUGCUGAUGGCCCAGGGGAUCGCUUCAUCAUCGGGGAGUCCCAGGCUGGAGAGCAGCCUACACACACAGUCAUGCCAGGGCAGGUGAUGCGUGUGACGACGGGAGCUCCGAUCCCUUGUGGAGCCGAUGCUGUGGUGCAGGUGGAGGACACGGAGUUACUGCGUGAAUCCGAGGAUGGCACAGAGGAGCUGGAAGUGCGAAUUCUGGUGCAGGCGCGACCUGGACAGGACAUCAGGCCCAUUGGUCACGAUAUCAAACGUGGGGAGUGUGUUCUGGCCAAGGGCACCCACAUGGGCCCCUCUGAGAUCGGCCUGCUGGCCACGGUGGGCGUCACCGAGGUGGAGGUACAGAAGUUCCCCGUUGUGGCCGUCAUGUCCACAGGCAACGAGCUGCUGAACCCAGAGGAUGACCUGCACCCUGGGAAGAUCAGGGACAGCAACCGCUCCACCCUGCUCGCCACCAUCCAGGAGCACGGCUACCCCACCAUCAACUUGGGCAUCGUUGGAGACAAUCCAGAUGAUUUGCUCAACGCCCUGAAUGAAGGAAUCAGCCGUGCUGACGUUAUCAUCACCUCAGGUGGCGUGUCCAUGGGCGAAAAGGACUACCUGAAACAGGUGCUGGACAUCGACUUACAUGCCCAGAUUCAUUUUGGACGAGUAUUCAUGAAACCUGGUCUUCCUACUACGUUUGCCACUCUUGACAUCAAUGGGCACCGAAAGCUGAUAUUUGCCCUGCCAGGCAAUCCAGUGUCAGCAGUUGUUACCUGUAAUCUCUUUGUCAUCCCUGCUCUAAGGAAGAUGCAAGGAAUCCUGGACCCCCGACCAACCAUUAUCAAAGCUCGGUUAUCGUGUGAUGUUAAGUUAGACCCACGGCCCGAGUACCACCGCUGCAUACUUACAUGGCACCAUCAGGAGCCGCUACCAUGGGCACAGAGCACAGGGAAUCAAAUGAGCAGCCGGUUAAUGAGUAUGCGUAGUGCCAAUGGUCUGCUAAUGUUGCCGCCUAAAACCGAGCAAUACGUGGAGCUGCACAAAGGAGAGGUGGUGGACGUCAUGGUGAUUGGACGGCUAUGAUGUUGUCCCCAGGGUGCGGACAGCGAGACAGAGGGACGACGAGAGCAAGUGGAAGUGGUGCAUGUCCACAUAUCAUUACUAUUCUGUAAUAUGCAAUGGCACAGCAAGUUUGUACUGAUUUGACCAACUACUUUGUUGAUUGAGGGUAAUCGACAACUCACUGAAGCAAACAAAUGGUUUAUGGAAAUGUUAAUUAGAAAAGAAAAUCCUUAUUAUUUCAAAGAAAGAAAUGAAAAUAUUAUACCUUUUAAAAUAAGACUAUAUAUAUAUAUAUAUAUAUAUAUAUAAUAUAUAAGAUUUAUUCUGUAAUAUAUUAUUAUGAUUAUUAUUAUGAAUAUCAUCAUCAUCAUCAUUCUAUUAAGCAACUCUGUUCUCUUUCAUCGCAAUUGCUUUGUGUGUUCAACGCUAGCCCUUAUAGAUAGCAGUAGCAUUUUAGUAGAAAGCUGUAGACUCCUGACGAGUUCAUUGAAACGCUUAUUUCCAGACCUUGGAGGAAGGACAAAAGUGGGGGUCAUUUUUGA
Molecule: messenger RNA, 3151 nt
Organism: Alosa sapidissima (American shad)
Lineage: Eukaryota; Metazoa; Chordata; Actinopteri; Clupeiformes; Clupeidae
Gene: gphna
Product: gephyrin a
Biological process (GO): gamma-aminobutyric acid receptor clustering; molybdenum incorporation into molybdenum-molybdopterin complex; establishment of synaptic specificity at neuromuscular junction
Cellular component (GO): cytoplasm; postsynaptic membrane; cytosol
Molecular function (GO): molybdopterin molybdotransferase activity
Source: RefSeq, a predicted model, not a curated record